Molecule: messenger RNA, 2781 nt
Organism: Cavenderia fasciculata
Lineage: Eukaryota; Evosea; Eumycetozoa; Acytosteliales; Cavenderiaceae
Product: ubiquitin system component Cue domain containing protein
Exons: 3
Coding region: 1-2781 (926 amino acids)
Molecular function (GO): protein binding
Source: RefSeq, a predicted model, not a curated record
AUGGUAAAGGAAAACAGCAGCACUAAGAAACAAUCCACCACAUCGGCAGCAAGUGGUGGUGGCGGUAAGAAGACACAGGUCAGUGGUGGAGGCUCUAGCCCAGCAGAUAACAACAAUACUCAAGAUACAAAGUUCAACCUCCAAGAUAUGAUCAAGACUAUCAAAGAGGUGACCACUUGGAGAGACGAUGACGAUAUCAAAACUGCAUUGGAACAAAAUAGUUUUAAUCUUGAUAGAACCAUCACCUUGAUUCUUGAAGAACUUAUCAAGCCAGAGCAAAAGUGGACUGAAGUCAAGAGAAGAAAUGACGGAAAUAAGAGUAAGAAAGAAGAAGGACAAAAGUCGGUAGAAAGAGGUUUACAAACAGGCAAGCCAAAGAAGGAGUUUAGAGAAGGUGAAAAGAAUGAUCGUGGUGAUCGUCCAAAGAAGGAAUAUAACAAUAACAUUAACAGAGAUAACAACAACAACAAUAACAGAGAUAACAACAAUAGAGACAACAACAAUGUCAACAAUAGAGACAAUAGAGACAAAAACUUAAAGACUAAUGGAUAUAACAAACAACAAGAUCAUAUUUCAAGAAGACCACACACAUUUGGUGCACAAAGAGAACAAUCCCAAUCUACCGCAAUUCCAUUGCAAGACGAGCCAUUGGCUGCUUCAUCACCAGCCGCUCCAGCAGUCGUUGCCGCUCCACCAACCUCAUCCUCAUCCUCAUCCUCUGCUUCAUCAUCACAAUCAUCCUCUUCUGCGGCUGCUCCUUCAACCUCGAGCACAAAUAGCAUCCCUGUCGAUUUGGUUCACCCAACCAUUUCCUCCACCAAGACUGGUGGCAUGACCAUGAGUCAAAUUUUGGCUCAGAUCAAGGAGCGCGAGCUUGCCACCCAACAAAAGCAGCAUCAACAAAAGGAGGUCGUCACUGCCGUCGCCACCCCAACCCCAUCCGUUGCUCCAUCCACCACCACUUCUUCUUCCGCUGCCACCACUGCCUCUUCUUCAUCUGUUGCUCCAUCCACCACCUCUGCCGCCACCACCAACAACAAUACCGCCACCCCUGCCACCGCCACCACUACCACCGCCAUCACCGCCACCCCUGCCUCUACCGGCACAUCCUAUGCAGCCAUGAUCUCUGCUGCUCAAAACAAGCAAAAUGCCAAGCCAGCCGCCACCCCAUCUGCAGCUGCCGCCAACCCAAUCCCACUCGACCCAGAGCCCACCCCAGUUCAACCAGCUGUUGUCGCUGCUCCAGUCGUUGCUGCUCCAGCUCCAGCUCCAGUUGCUGUCCAACAACCAACUCCAGUCGUUGCCACUCCAGCCGUUGCCGCUCCAGUCCAACAACAACAACCAGCCGUUGUCUCUGCUCCAGCUCCAGUACAACAACAACAACCAACUGCUCCAGUUGUUGCUGCUUCUGCUCAAGCUCAACCAACCCAACAACGUACCAACUUUGGUCAAAAGCCAGGUUCUACCCAUGCAUGGAAGCCAAAAGAGUCACCAUCCAACUCGCCUCUCACCAACCCAGCUCGUCAACCAAUCGGACACCCAACCAAGCAAGUCAACCCAGUUGCCAUGCCAGACGCCCUCAACUUUGACCCAACCUCGAGCUUUGACGUCCAAUUUGGCAAGAGCACCAUCGAGUCGGCUCCAGUAGUACAAGCUGCUCCAGUCCAACAAGCUGCUCCAGUGCAAACUGCUCCAGUCCAAGCUGCUCCAGUUCAAACUGCUCCUGUCCAACAAGCUGCUCCAGUGCAACACGUACAACACCAACAAGUCCACAAGCAAUCGCCAGUCAACCAACAACACAACAUGAACCAAUACCAAGCAUUCCAAACCAUGCCAUCGAUGGAUCCACAACACAUGAUGCCAGAGUCUGAUCUCCAACACAUGUCUGCCUAUGCCCAAUACCCAUACAUGAUGCCAAUGCAAUGGUUUGACGAGUUUGGUGCCCGUCAACAAUUCUACGAGCAAUCCUACUCGCAACAAAACGCAUACAACCGUACCACCUCUCCAGUUGCCGACAACCAAACUCCACAACAACCACAACAACCACAACAACAACAACCAAACAAGUUUGCUGGUCGUCAACAAAACACCAACCAAUCAUUCCGUGGAUCCAAUGAUAAUACCAACAAGUUCCAUAACCAACAACAACAAGUGCAACAACAACAAGUUCAACAACAACAGGGACAAGAGCCACAACAACAAGCUGGCGCCAACCAACACCCAUCUUCACAAUCCCCACCACUCCCACAAUCCCACUUCCAACCGUACGGUGGUUACUAUUAUGGCGGCUACUCGCAAUACAGCCCAUACCCCAACCAAAACACUCAAUUCCUUCCAUACGGCUACCCACCAAAGCCAUACAUGAACAUGAGUCGUUACCCAUCACACCCAGGUCAAAACCAAGGUUACCCCGAUGAACAAGACUUUAAGUCUGCCUACCCAGGUUACAACUCGUACUUCCCAUCUUCUGGUGUCGACCAAUCCAAGAUCUCUGCCACUGGAUCUCCAACUGGUUCAAAGCAAUUCCAACAACAAAACAACCAACACUCAACUAACCCAAACACUCAACCACAACAACAACAACAAGGUGACAUUACCUCUCAAUACAAUAACCAAAAGAACCAAUACUCUCGUGGAAAUGAUCAACAACAACAACAACAACAACAACAACAAAAUAACUAUUACAACCAACAACCAGCCCAAUACAUGCCACAUUUCCAAUCUUUUCCACAAAAUAAUCAACAGAUGAACCAAAAUAGAAACCAAUACCCAUUAUCCUAA